Messenger RNA from Leishmania braziliensis MHOM/BR/75/M2904, 1032 nucleotides. Its product is annotated as putative mitochondrial carrier protein. NCBI's taxonomy places the organism in Eukaryota, Euglenozoa, Kinetoplastea, Trypanosomatida, Trypanosomatidae. The record is from RefSeq and is a predicted model, not a curated record. The transcript has a single exon. Bases 1 to 1032 code for a protein of 343 amino acids. Gene Ontology annotation, biological process: transmembrane transport.
AUGCCCAGCAGUGAGAGGAGGCAUGCUGCGUGGGUGGAUGUAGUCGCUGGUGGGUUUGGCGGAGCACUCGCCAAGUCGCUACUCAGCCCCUUCCAACGCAUCGUCGUACUGCAGCAACUUGGGCAACACAAGAACUACAGCAUCAAGGAGCUGGUGCGCCACAUCUAUGCGCAGGAUGGCUUGAAAAGCUUCUGGCGCGGCAACCUCACCUCGAUGGUAAUUCGAGUGCCGUACAGCGGCAUUCAGUUUCUGCUCUAUACGCAGCUAAAGUUCCUCUUCCAGGACUGGCUGGAUCGUCGUCAUGCCGCCACAGCACUCUCUGGCAACCUGGUGGGCAGCGACAACGACGGCCAUGGCAACGCGUCCGGCGCCGCGACGUUGCGCGGAGUGUGGAUGGAGAAGUUCAUCAUGAAGUGCGGCGCCGGCGGCAUCUCGGCCACGAUCGCCGGCGCCGCCGUCUACCCCGGCGAGGUUGUCCGCCUCCGUCUCAUGUCUGGCGAGAAGAAGUUCACCGGCAUUGCGCACACGUGCCGGCUUGUUUAUCGGGAGACUCAUUCGCUGCGCAACUUCUACCGCGGCCUCGGCGCGUCCCUCAUGCAGCGCGUCCCAGACAUCCUAGUCAGCUUCGCCACGUACGAGACGGUCAAGUACGCCGUGCUAGAUAGCCCCAACCCGCCCUUCUUCAAGGACAGUUACGCGGCGCGUAAUGUGCUAUCAACGAUGGUAGGUGGCUCCGCAGCGGCAAUUGCCUCUAUCCUCCUAGCGUUCCCGCUCGACGUAGCGAAGCGGCGGAUCGGAAUGUCUGGCCAGGGUACCGACAAGACUGUUUACCGCGGCGUCGGCGACUGCCUGCGACAGGUCUACGCCAAGGAGGGCAUCCGUGGUUGGUACGCUGGGGCCUUUGUCGAGGCGGUGCGGUGUGUGCCGCAGGUGAUCCUCAUGUGGAUGUUCAUCGAGGUAAUUCAGAAGGAGCUGUCGCUCUACGCGAGAGUGGCAUCAGCCGAAGAAGAGGUGACGGGGAAGAGUCCUUGA